GAUAUAAGGACGUGGUUUGUUCCGGUAAAAAGUGGAUUGUACUGCUUGAAGGCAGACGGUUUUAGAAAAUCAUUUAUUAUGUUUUAACCAUAAAUUUUACAUAGUUUACAACUAUGUUAUUUAGCUUUAUAACACGAUGAGGCCGCUGUAUUUUUAUUGUGAAAACUCGGCACUGUAACGCCGUGCCCUGCUGCCUAGCUGUGCAUCGACUGAAGAAACAAUGCGGGCCUAGCUAGCAGCUAACGCUAACUAGCUGGAGCUAAUCGGAUAACGCUGGUCCAGCAGACUGCAGAGGGAUUUAAACCUUGGACGAAGCCGCUUUCGACGGUUUAAAAACUCCCCGAAUCGCAAUGAGCUCUCAGCUGCAGGUCUUCUCCCCUCCCUCGAUCUCCUCCAGUGCCUUUUGCCGCGUUAAGAAGCUCAAGGUAGAAAGCAAUCUCUGGGAUGUUUCCACCACUGAACCGUACAGCUCCACAGCUGGCCAGUCAGCGUACACGUUUACUCCAGCAAUGGCUGUGCCUCCCUUUGGACCGUCCCUGGUCUUCCCCCCAGCAGCUCCUGGUUCCAGGGGUCAAGUGGUGGUGCGUGCCGCUGAUAGCACUGGUAGUCUUCCCCGUGGUUCCAGCCGCCGUGUCGCUGAGCAGGCGACGUCCACCUCUUAUGCCCAUGCGGAGACGUCCUCUGAAACAAGGGGACACAGGCACGGACAUAAAAGAAAGAUCGAAGAGGUGAACGAGAGCAGUGGGAGCGGAUGUGGCAGUGUUCAAAUAUUAGAGGAGCUCUCAGCCCCCGCUGCAACAUACUCCAUUCGCACUGGUGGGGGAGGAGGCGGCACUGGCCAGUCUAUACCCCACUCUGCUCCCACCACCAAGAGUAGCAGCUCCAAUGGCGAAGGAGAUUAUCAGCUAGUGCAGCACGAGAUCCUCUGCUCUGUAUCCUGCAGCUAUGAAGUACUAGAGUUUCUGGGAAGAGGCACGUUUGGACAAGUGGCCAAAUGUUGGAAAAGGGGCACCAAUGAGAUUGUGGCCAUCAAGAUCCUGAAAAACCAUCCUUCUUAUGCUCGACAAGGACAAAUUGAGGUGGGCAUCCUGAACCGACUAAGUGCAGAAAAUGCAGACGAGUAUAAUUUUGUGCGUUCCUAUGAGUGCUUCCAACACAAAGGUCACACCUGCCUGGUGUUUGAGAUGCUUGAACAGAAUCUGUACGACUUUCUCAAGCACAGCAAGUUCAGCCCGCUGCCCCUGCGCCACAUUAGACCUAUACUGCAACAGGUGGCUACGGCUCUAAUGAAGUUGAAGAGCCUGGGUCUCAUCCAUGCAGACCUGAAGCCUGAGAACAUUAUGCUGGUGGACCCUAUCAGACAGCCCUACAGGGUGAAGGUCAUUGACUUUGGCUCAGCAAGUCAUGUGUCCAAGGCUGUCUGCUCAACAUACUUGCAAUCUCGCUAUUACAGGGCUCCAGAGAUCAUUUUAGGUCUGCCCUUCUGUGAGGCUAUUGACAUGUGGUCUUUAGGCUGUGUGAUAGCGGAGUUGUUUCUGGGUUGGCCACUUUACCCUGGAGCCUCUGAGUAUGACCAGAUUCGUUAUAUUUCCCAGACUCAAGGCCUACCGGCAGAGUACCUGCUGAGCGCUGGUACUAAAACCAGCCGCUUUUUCAAUCGAGGUCCUGACUCUAGUUACCCACUCUGGAGGCUUAAGACCCCAUCAGAGCAUGAGAUGGAGAUGGGCAUCAAGUCCAAGGAAGCCAGGAAGUACAUCUUCAACUGUCUGGAUGACAUGAUGCAGGUCAAUUUGUCGUCUCAUCUAGAAGGGACGGACAUGCUGGCAGAAAAGGCUGAUAGACGAGAGUUUAUUGACCUCCUGAAGCGAAUGCUCCGCCUGGAUGCUGACAAAAGGAUCACUCCUACAAAAACUCUGGGCCACCCCUUUGUCACAAUGAGCCACCUCAUGGAUUAUCCCCACAGCUCUCAUGUGAAGUCGUGCUUCCAGAACAUGGAGAUCUGCAAGCGCAGGAGCUCGUAUGACAGUGGCAAAUCGCUGUACUCCACCAACGCAGUCCCCAGUGCAGCAGCGGGGAACCUCACUGUCACUUUUAGUAGCCAACUCAACCAGCAUAACCAGGUGCCUUCUGCGGGGGGAGCGGUGCCUUUGCUGAACUACCAACCAGCCCUGUACCAGCAGGCAACCAUUAACAUUCCUGGGCUGACUCAACAGAGUGUCCCGAUUCCAGCCCGCCCUGCUGGGCUGUGUAGCCAGACAGAGCCCUUCCAGCAGACUCUCAUUGUCUGCCCACCCUCCACUAUUCAGGGACUACAGCCAUCCACCAAGAAUACCAGUUUCCCUGUGAGAAUGGAGAACUCUGUACCUAUAGUACCUCAGAACCAGUCUGCUCAGCAGUUGCAGAUCCAGCCAAGCAUGCUCACACAGGGUUCCUGCACACCCCUGAUGGUGGCCACCCUGCACCCACCCUCAGCAAGCAUAGCCCCUCAGUAUUCUCUGCCCCUUGGGCUGGGCGCUGGGGUGGGUCGACCCACCCUCCUGGAGCACACAGCCACAGUGCUGCAGGCCUGGCCCACUGGCACCCAGCAAAUACUCAUCCCAUCGUCAUGGCAGCAGGUCCCAGGUGUGGCUAUUCAUAACUCAGCCCACCAGUCGACUGUCACCAAUUCUCCCCUGGAAUCACUUCGCUCAGAUGCUGCUGCACAUCAAGGACACAGCUGGAGGAGCACAACCCAAACCAGGACUCAGGAUAGGAAAAAGGUUAAGGCCAGACGUGGGGAGAACAGGAACAGGGGUAUAUCUGCGGCAUCUUUGCUCAGCAGCAGCAGCGCAACUCCACCCACCUCCACUUCAAUGUUGUCCCAGCCAAUCAUCAUUUCAGACACACCCAGUCCAGCGGUCAGCAUCAUCACAAUUCACAGCGACACUGAUACAGAGGAUGAGCGCAAAUUUCAUCCCGCCAGUGUUGGUCUGAGCCAGCGCACCAAUGUUAUCAGUUGUGUGACUGUGCACGACUCGGAUUCCUCCACCAACAGCCCCCUGACUCCUCUGCCCCGGACACUGAACCCCACUAGUGCCGCGUCAUCGCGCCAGGCCAAGUCUUUGGCGGUCGUGGCGCCUUCAGUCAAAACCCAGGGCACCGACAGAGGAGCAGCAGCACAGGCACGGGUGGAGCCAGUGAGCUACGUGAAGCCUAAAAGAUCCAACCGGCAGCCGUGCAGUUCAGGUGAAAGCAUGGAGCGCCAUGGACUGCUGCCGAGCCAGUCACACCCCUUAAACCUCAGCCAGGUGCAGCCCUUGGUUUCCUCGUCUCAGGAGCGUUCUGGGGCGUCCCACGGUGACUCGUCGCUGCGUCGCCAGCAGACGUUUCCUGCCUCAGCUUCUCACUACAACUUCCCCGAGGUGUCCACCCUGGCCUCGGCCCCCGGCUCCAGCCUCUACACCUACCCGGCCUCCACCGCCCUCUCCUCGGCCUCGCAGGCCAUGGAGCAGCUGCUGGGCCGUGGUCACGGCAGUCACGGACACUCUCCCUCCACCUAUGCAGCAACAUACACCUCAUCGUCCUCGUCCAGGAGAGACUCGGCCAGUCGUAAGGAUCCUGUCAGUAACCUGCUGCACAGCCUCCCCGCAGCCUACCAGCAUCAGUUCGCCGCUGGCUCUCCCUACGUUGGCGUAACGCCCCGGGCAGAGGCGUACAGCGCCUACCAGCUGAGCCCCAGGCGCCUCACACAGUACCCCUACUUAUAGGGAGACCUGCAACUACUUUCCCUGCAUAGUCUGACAAAGGGACAUCUAAACUGUAUUUCCUGUAGCGUAAGUGUCGGUCACUUAUUCGUUUGCUGCUUUUAACUCCUUACUUACUCUCUCACUGUUUCUGACAUGACCUCUGGUAUUAUUUCACAUUUUCACACUCAAAUAUUGUUAUAACCUGUUUUAGUCUCAUCCUACCCAGAUGUACAUUUAAGGCAUUGUGGUAAAUGUGUUUGACUCCUGUUGGUUUUUUAAUUUUAGUUUGGAGCGUUUGUGUGAAGAGAGAAUCUCCUGCCACAAGCUGCAAUGACACUUUAAGCACGCGUUUAGGCUCACAAGGCUCGUGAAGCGGAAACCUUUUCACACUAAUCCUGCAAGGCCCUGUGGUUUUUAGCAUAAUGAAAUUACUGUAUCGUACCCACACCCAUGUUUACCACAUGUCUUUUACUAUGUUUAAAUUAUGUUUUGUCAAUGUGAGGUGAAGAGAAAGUUCCACGAAGAUGCUGAAUAAGAGAAGUGUGGCGAAAACUGUGAUGGAUACAUGUUAAUUUAAGUGCACAUGUGAUGGUCUGUUGAUGUAGUGUCAGUAUUUAGGCAGGAUUAAUCACGUUUUUAUGCAAUAGACCUUUUUGUUUUUUUUCCUUUUAAUCUGCGUCUACUGACUGCUGGACGUAUAUUCAUUGUAAAGGAUUGUGUUCAACCAUCAUGAGGAAUAACGUGAAAUGCUCUUGUUGUAAUGUAUUGAGGAAAAAAAAAACAAAAAAGAGAAUUAGCCUUCUUUCCCUAAUUUUUCUCCUUGUAGUAACCAAGCUCCUUUUUCACAUGGACUGAAAAAUUCUAUAUCUGACUCCCGAUUGUGUAGGACCUACUUGAUAUGGCAGUUUUUACUGUUUUCUAUUAGGGAGAAAAAAAUUUCACUGCCUGCUAGGAGACUAACAAAUUACCCACUGCUGUAAUUAACAGGCUUCCAGCAGCUCAACAGCAUUUCCGCCAUAUUUAAUUAUGAGUUAGAUCUGUCUUUGUGGGUUUUAAAAGUUUUAAGUUACUCCUUCCUUUUGUGUUUGCCUUGUUUUUGUGUUGUAAUGUCUGGAUAUUUAACUGUAUUUCAUCUAAACAUAGUAUAGUUUGGCUGUUUGGUAGAACUAAUUCAGGGAAAGAGGUUCCGGCUCAAAUAAUCCACUGUCAUUGUUUCCAAUAAAAUAACCAUAACUUCGG
Betta splendens (Siamese fighting fish) is the source of this 4964-nucleotide messenger RNA. RefSeq names its product homeodomain interacting protein kinase 1b (gene hipk1b). Gene Ontology annotation, biological process: intrinsic apoptotic signaling pathway in response to DNA damage by p53 class mediator; peptidyl-threonine phosphorylation; smoothened signaling pathway. The transcript has 18 exons. Bases 351 to 3746 code for a protein of 1131 amino acids. Gene Ontology annotation, cellular component: PML body; cytoplasm; nucleus. Gene Ontology annotation, molecular function: ATP binding; protein serine/threonine kinase activity; protein tyrosine kinase activity. The record is from RefSeq and is a predicted model, not a curated record. Lineage: Eukaryota; Metazoa; Chordata; Actinopteri; Anabantiformes; Osphronemidae.